CUGUGCGUGAGGGAGGCAGAAAGAGAGAGGGAACAUCAGAGACAGUUAGUAAAGGCUUGAGGUAAGGAUGCACAGAGGCAUAACAGCCCCCAGAAGUCACGUCAUUAAGGAACUACACACAUGCUCUGCUUCUUGAUGACACAGACUGUAAGCCACAGUGACCUACUCCUCUAGUCAAAGGAUUUUAAACCAAGCAAACAGCCGGCACAAAUGAAAGAGGAAUCUACUCUAAUAGAGAUGACAGGCCAGCUCACUCUUACCAGAUACGGAGACCUUCUUGCCUGAGAGGUCUGAGAAGUCUCUGCCAUCAUCAGUCUUGAAAUUGGCCAAAUUUCCAACCAUUUUGUGUCAUACAGCGCAACUAAAAGCGUGCAAGUAAAUCAGUAGGGAGCUGGGACGGGAGGGGUCAGCCAAUUGGAGGAGAGAGAUGUGGACGCAGGAGCGGUGGGCGGCACUAGCAGUGUUGUCAAUAAUCUUGCUGCUGUCAAAGGUGGUGGCUCCAAUUGAAGUCCCACUGGACCCAAAGAUCCAGGAAGAGCUGAAACAGCCCCCCACCAUUGUAAAGCAGUCACUAAAGGACUACAUUGUGGACCCCAGAGAUAACAUCAUCAUUGAAUGCGAGGCCAAGGGGAAACCAGUGCCAACAUUUCAGUGGCGGCGGAAUGGGAAGUUCUUUAACGUGGGGAAGGACCCGCGGGUGAUCAUGCGGAGUCGUUCCGGAACACUGGAGAUCAGAAGCAGCGGGAAAUCGGAAGAUUAUGAAGGAGAGUACCAGUGCUUCGCCUCCAACGAAUUUGGCACGGCGAUUUCCAACAAAAUCCUACUACGAGUGUCAAAGUCUCCGUUGUGGCCGAAGGAGGUUUUGGAGCCUGUGGUUGUGCGUGAGGGGGAAUCACUCGUCCUGCCCUGCAACCCUCCUCCUGGUCUCCCCCCUCCUGAAACCUUCUGGAUGGACAGCUUCAUUAUGCCCAUACUACAGGACAAGAGGGUGUCGAUGGGCUUGAACGGUGACUUAUUCUUCUCCAAUGUUCUGGCCAAAGAUGCCACCACUGACUACAGCUGCACCGCUCGCUUCGAGUUCACACACACCAUUCAGCAGAAGAACCCCUACACCCUAAAAGUGCUAACAAAGGAACCUUAUAAUGACACGUUUCUCAACUCCACUGAUCUGUAUGGUGCACGUAAUGUACCAGAAACCCAGCCUACCUUUCUGUCUCCAAAGGGCUUGUCCAGCUCCAAGAUAGUGCUCCGAGGGGAACAGCUUCUUCUGGAGUGUGUAGCAGCUGGAGUCCCAACUCCUACCAUUGAUUGGUUUAAAAGAGGAGCAGACCUCCCGUCCAAAAAAGUCAAGAUCGAGAAUUUCGGUAAAACUUUACGCAUCUUCAAUGUGUCCGAGGAGGACUCUGGCGACUACACCUGCAUGGCCAGCAACAAGAUCGGCAGUAUUCGCCAUUCCGUUGAAGUCCAGGUCAAAGCUGCUCCCUAUUGGCUAGAUAAGCCCACCAAUCUGGUGCUUGCCCCUGAUGAGAAUGGACGAUUAGUUUGUCGUGCCAGAGGGAACCCUAAACCCACUAUCCAAUGGCUGGUGAAUGGAGAACCUAUCGAAAGUUCACUGCCAAACCCGAACCAGCAAGUUCUUGGUGACACCAUCCUGUUCCAUUCAGUCCAGAUCGGCAGCAGCGCUGUUUACCAAUGUAACGCCUCCAAUGAGCAUGGUUAUCUACUGGCCAAUGCUUUUGUCAACAUCCUGGACAUGGCACCACGGAUGCUAGGUCCAAAGAACCAGCUGAUUAAAGUCAUUGAAAACAACAAGACCUUCCUUGACUGCCCUUUCUUUGGCUCACCGUUCCCUUUACUGCGCUGGUUUAAGAAUGGUCUAGGCAGUGGUCUGGAUGGUGGUCAGUACAAGCUGUACCACAACGGUACUUUGGAGAUUAAACAAGCCCGGCCAGAAGACCAAGGCACCUACACUUGUGUUGCCAGUAACAUUCUGGGCAAGAUGGAGAAUCAGGUGCGCCUGGAGGUUAAAGAGCCCACAAGAAUAGUGCGGGCACCUGAACAUGUCACACAACCCAAAGGAAGCACGGUCCGCUUUCAUUGUCGAGUUAAACAUGAUACUUCUCUUCCUGCUACGGUCACAUGGCUAAAAGAUGACAAGCCUCUAAGCUUUAGCUGGAUUGGCCGGUUCAGAAAGGAUGAGGAGUCCUUGACUAUUCACAAUGUCAAUCCAGAAGAUGGAGGAACCUACACAUGCACUGCCAAAACUGAAAUAGAUGAGGACUCUGCCUCAGCUCGCCUUACAGUUACAGAGGAUGACAUCUCAUCUGCCUCAAAUCGUAGUGCCUCUGCAGGUCGACCCGACCCCCCUCAGGAUCUUGAGCUCUCGGACCCCUCAGCACGUAGUGUUAGACUCACCUGGGUGCCUGGGAAUGAAAACAACAGUCCUGUUACACAUUUCCUCGUCCAGUUUGAAGAGGACAGGUGGGAGCCGGGGAAGUGGCAGAACCUGUCUAUAUUUGAUGGCAACCUAAACUCAGUUAACCUGCAACUGUCACCAUUUGUCAACUACCAGUUCAGAGUGAUUGCAAUCAAUGCUGUGGGCCAGAGUCAACCCAGCCUCCCCUCUGCACGCUAUCAGACCAGCGGAGCCCAUCCUGAUGUUGUGCCGAGUGGUCUUAAAGGCUGGGGAAGCAAGAAGAACAACAUGGAGAUCACAUGGCAGGCACUUAAGAACACAGAAAGGAACGGGCCAAACCUGCGAUAUGUAGUCUCAUGGAGAAGGAAAGACAUUGAGGAAGAGUGGGAUAACAUAACCACAACCAGAACAAAGCACAUUAUGCAUAAUACAGACACUUAUGUCCCGUAUGAGAUCAAAAUACAGGCUGUCAAUGACUUUGGACACAGCCCAGAGUCAAACAUAGUCAUUGGUUAUUCUGGGGAAGACAAACCAUCUGCUGCACCAACAGAACUCAGGGUGUCGAAGAUCAACAGCACCAAAGUAAAUAUUCACUGGGUGCAUGUGGACCCCAGCACUGUGAACGGAGAGUUUAAAGACUACAAGUGGAACCUCCACCUAAACUUCUCUUUGUUCUUCCUCUCAGCCGUUAACUUUACAGAUGGCUUGAUGUUUGAAACUCCUCCUCCUCCCCCUCCCCUCUCUACUGACCCAGUCCCAACAAUACUUACCCCAGAACCAGCCACACCAGCCCCUACAACUGCUGCUCCGCCCAAACCUACAACCACUACCACUACUACUACUACUACAACUACUACUACCACCACUACUACAACAGCUUCCACCACGGUUCUUCCUGUUCGGCCCAUGUCUCCUAAAACAGUGGAUUGGAAAAUGCUGGCCCCGAAUGUAAAAAUCUGGAAUCUGACCGUGGAUGCUAACAAUGACUAUGCUAACGUCAGCUGGAAGCACAACUUCUCCGUUGACAGCAGCGAGUUUGUGCUAGAGUUCACACUGGACAGUAAUGGGUCGAUGAAAAGCAUACAAGUAAACCACCAGCCUCCCAUUAAACUGGCUGGGCUGGUGGCCGGGGCCAAGUAUCGGUUGCGGGUGUAUUCCCAUGAGCAUAACUCCAUCAGCAGCGACUAUGUCACGUUCGAGACAGGCAGAGCCUACAAGGAGCAGGAAGACAUCGCUACUCAGGGCUGGUUCAUUGGGCUGAUGUGUGCCGUCGCUCUAUUGGUUCUCAUCCUGCUCAUUGUUUGUUUCAUCAAGAGGAGUCGUGGAGGAAAAUACCCAGUGAGAGAAAAGAAAGACCUCCCCUUAGAUGCUGUUGACCAUAAAGACCAAGAUGGUUCAUUUGACUAUCAGUCUCUUGAAAGGGAAAGCAGUGACGAAGACAACAAGCCAUUGCAGGGUAGCCAGACGUCCCUGGACGGGAACGUAAAAGAGAGCGACGACAGUCUUGUGGACUAUGGUGAAGGAGGAGACGGCCAGUUCAACGAGGACGGCUCUUUCAUUGGCCAGUACACAGUUAAGAAGGACAAAGAGGAGACGGAAGGAAACGAGAGCUCAGAAGCCACGUCACCUGUUAAUGUCAUCUACUCUCUGGCAUAGUACCCUGACCUGAGCACAGCACCCCCCAGCGGACCGGAGGGUGCCACUACACGCAUAAAAAUACAUAUAUAUACAGAGAGAAUUACAAGUAUUCACAUACAACGCACUGGAGUGCAUGAUCCUUCUGAACAAGGGAUGGGGAAAGGCAGGUGAGCCAAAAACGGUGUUCAGAAACCUUUGUUUAAGGUGUCCCCAUGCCCCACACGGACUUUAGUGUGCCUUUAGGGCGACGGGGCGGACUUUCAAGCUUUUCAUGUUGCUUAUGCUCUUCUUUUUUUAUUUUGUAAAUCUUUAAUCUGCCCCUUCCUCCUCCUCUUAACUGUAGCUAGCAUCAAAGAAACAGAGAUACAAGCACCAGACCUGUGACAUAUCAACUGUGGGUCGACUCAUCUGCAGAAUGUCGGCAAAUACGUUUAUCAUAUUGAUAUUUCCGCAGUGAAUGAUCCUUUUUUUCCCCACCUCAGAUAAGAUGCGUCCAAAAACAUGAAUUCUGUAUACAGUGCUGGCACGGUUUGAUGUGCUUUAUAAAACUAUGCACUAUGUAUUAUCAUUAUCAUGCUUUUGGGUUAAAAUUGGACGUUAGAAUCUCAUGUUUACUUUUUUAUGUUGACUUUCGCAAAGAAAAAAAAAAACAUUCAGUCCUGGCUGUAUUCCUGUAUACAGGGACUGAUAUCAUGCUUUCAUUUGCCAUUUCUCUGUUAAUAUAUUUUCACUGGCUGCAACUAUUCAAUGCCACCUAUAUUUAUCGGCCGAGGUUAGAUGGCAUCAAAUGUAAAUGAAGAUAAAAAGACAAUAUUUUGAAGCAUGGUAGUAUUUUAGCGCAAAGGACAAUGGAGAGGUUGUAAUACGAAGAGUUAAAUACACAAUGAUAUAUUCUUUUUUUUAUUUUUUUAUAAGACUUGCUUUAUAUAGUCCUCAAAAGAGAAUGAUGAUGAUGAUGAAAUGAUCGCAUUUGUUUUUCAUUCUUUCGUUUUUUUAAAUCAGCUUAGUGGAAAUUUCAACAUCAGAAUAAGUUUCUUCAAGGAGUCUAAAAAAGUUUGGGGUGCAUCAAUACAUAACUGGGUUGUCAUAUGAGGAUUUCUAGAUAUGAAUAACUCAAUAUAGACAUACAGAGUCGGUAAUGAGAAGUGUACAUAUUGUUUGGGGUUGAUCCAGUGUUGAUUCUCUUUGUCCGGAGUUUGGCUGAGACACUGCCCUGAAGACAUGCCACUGUAACUGUAGUGUCACUCUACCUGUACUCUCAUAAUGCUACCAUUACUUUAUCUUCUGCACUACUAUGUACUUACAGUAGGGUUCAAAAGUAUGAGGCCACACUGAAAACCUGGGAGUUUUUUUAAUUGCACCUGGAAAUUAACAUUUUAAGAUUUUGAAAAAUUUAAAACUAAAAAUUGAUACAUUUAAUGUCAACAUGAAAUCAAAAUUCACAAUUCUUCAUUUUAUGGAAUGUUGUAGAGUUUAAUAUAAAUUAUUUGUUUGUGCACAUCUUUAUUUAAAAAAAAAAAAUUCAUGUGCCAUUCAGUUCUCAAUGGACAAAAUCUCCUUUCUUUUGUUCGAGAAGCUGUUUCACUCGGAUUACCUCACAAUAGGG
Sinocyclocheilus rhinocerous is the source of this 5660-nucleotide messenger RNA. RefSeq names its product neurofascin-like. Bases 428 to 4072 code for a protein of 1214 amino acids. NCBI's taxonomy places the organism in Eukaryota, Metazoa, Chordata, Actinopteri, Cypriniformes, Cyprinidae. The record is from RefSeq and is a predicted model, not a curated record. Gene Ontology annotation, molecular function: cell-cell adhesion mediator activity. The transcript has 30 exons. Gene Ontology annotation, biological process: cell-cell adhesion; axon guidance; brain development. Gene Ontology annotation, cellular component: plasma membrane; axon.